AUGCCGACCUUAGGAUUCCUCAAGAAAAAGCGCACCAGAGACGCCAAUCCAGACUCAACAUCAGGAAGUCAACCGACAAGCCCUGUUACGCCAACUGCAACAAAGACAUUCGAGCAAGCUUUUCAACAGCCCUCCAAUUCCAUCGCGUCGGUCGCCUCCACAGCCUCGACAACAGCACAACCCAUUGCGGCCGCCACCGCUGGAUCACAAUCUAGUCAGCAGGGACUGCACCCAGAGAGCGCACCGGCCUCUGUCUCAACAGCCAAGGGCUCCGCACCAGCUCCGGCUCUAGUGCCGGCUCCCGCUGCUCCAACGAUGGACUCGACACAGCAGCACCAAGCCCAAAACCUGGUACCUGUGAACCCACCAAUGUCAACACCGUCGCCUGGUACCGAGGUCCCAAAUUUGCCGUCCAUCUCAAACCUGAUCAACCCUUCCCACAAUGGUCAGGCAGCUCAGCAGACCUACCAGCAAGGUCCAACAAACCCGCCAUCCUAUUCUUCGGUCCCGACGGCCACGGCCGAUUCUCAGACGCCGGCGACCCAGGUCCCACAGAAGCUGCCUCAGGCCCAGCAACAGCAGCAGCAAGCUCAACAAGCGGCGUUGCAUCCUCACCCUGGACAGCCAGUCAACCUUCAGCAGCAUGCCGUCGAUCUGCCUCGGGUGACCAAGGGCAAAUACUCCCUGGCCGACUUUAACAUCUUACGCACACUCGGUACCGGUAGUUUCGGUCGUGUCCACUUGGUCCAGUCGAGGCACAACCAGCGGUUCUAUGCUGUCAAGGUCCUGAAGAAGGCCCAGGUCGUCCGCAUGAAGCAGGUGGAGCACACAAACGACGAAAGACGCAUGCUUGCCCAGGUCAAGAAUCCUUUCCUGAUUACACUCUGGGGCACGUUCCAGGAUGCGAGAAGUUUGUACAUGGUCAUGGACUUUGUCGAAGGCGGUGAGCUAUUCUCACUACUACGGAAAUCAGCUCGCUUCCCGAACCCUGUUGCCAAGUUCUACGCAGCAGAAGUCACACUAGCAUUGGAGUACCUCCAUUCGCGCAACAUCAUCUACCGUGACUUGAAGCCAGAAAACCUGCUUCUCGACCACCACGGCCAUCUCAAGAUAACCGACUUCGGCUUCGCUAAGCGCGUUCCGGACAAGACAUGGACACUUUGCGGCACGCCAGAUUACCUCGCCCCAGAAGUCGUGUCCAACAAGGGCUACAACAAAUCAGUUGAUUGGUGA
Sporothrix brasiliensis 5110 is the source of this 1233-nucleotide messenger RNA. RefSeq names its product protein kinase A. NCBI's taxonomy places the organism in Eukaryota, Fungi, Ascomycota, Sordariomycetes, Ophiostomatales, Ophiostomataceae. The record is from RefSeq and is a predicted model, not a curated record. Gene Ontology annotation, molecular function: ATP binding; cAMP-dependent protein kinase activity. The coding region runs from base 1 to 1233 and encodes 410 amino acids. The transcript is spliced from 2 exons. Gene Ontology annotation, cellular component: cAMP-dependent protein kinase complex; nucleus. Gene Ontology annotation, biological process: peptidyl-serine phosphorylation.